Molecule: messenger RNA, 1931 nt
Organism: Cercospora beticola
Lineage: Eukaryota; Fungi; Ascomycota; Dothideomycetes; Mycosphaerellales; Mycosphaerellaceae
Product: Zn(II)2Cys6 transcription factor domain-containing protein
Biological process (GO): regulation of DNA-templated transcription
Molecular function (GO): DNA-binding transcription factor activity, RNA polymerase II-specific; zinc ion binding
Source: RefSeq, a predicted model, not a curated record
AUGACUGGGCCAAAUUCACCGACAUCGGCAAAGGAAAAGACAUUCCGAUUCAUUUCCGAUCCUGGCCACAAGGAAAAUCUAUCAGGCCGCGUGCGAGCGGCGUGCCUCACCUGCAGGCGGAAAAAGAUCAAGUGCUCGGGAGAGUUGAACUGUCGUACUUGUCGAGAGAAGGGGCUGGUUUGCGAGGGACUACCUGAGAGGAAACGACCUCGGCGAGACAGCUCAAGUACAUUUUCGUUAAGUGCUGCUGCUGCGGGAGUGAAGAGGAGGAAGACAGAAAUCGUUGAUAAGCUUGCAAAACCAGCGAUCAAGGCAAAGCCGCGAACAGAGUCACCAAAACCUCGCGAAACCCUACCUAUGGAUCCCAGAAUUGCACAAGCACGUGUUGGAGAGGCAAUACUGUCGCCUUCUCUCACUGAGCCUCCACUUCCUAGCGUCAAUGUUAAAAUCACCUACAAGCAAGCACAACCACCUCAAAGGGCCUUCUACAUGGACAGUUGGCAGCUCCAAGACGAUGCAUCGUCUAGCAGCGAGACGAAACACAAGCCCGCGCUACAACCUCAAGCCCAGACCUUGAGGACUGCUGAUACAACCGCAAGUGCAGGAAAUGGAACACCGAGCUUCCAGCUUCAGUUUCAGCUUCCUGAGCAUGCAGUCGACUUUCAACCUGCCGACGGAACGCCCGUCAUGCCGACGUUCGAUAACACCAGCCGACGACAAACGAUAGCGUUCCCACUGCCUUCACCAGAUUCGGCAUUGGAGCAACAACGAGAUCCUUUCGCUGGAGGAGGUGGCGCGUACGACGACAUCGCUACACUGCUGUACGCGAGGAUGGGUAUGACUCCCGGCAACAACGAUUUCGUGGGCUGGUGGGAGACGAACCCAGAGCUCACGUCACUGCUUCCUCAGGAACCUUCGCAAGCGGCGACUGCAGCACAGAUUCCCCCACCACAGCCGCAGCAGAUUCCCAUGCAACAGCAGACGGCGCAACCACCACCGGCAACCCGACUCUCAAGCGCUGGCGAUUAUUUCGAUCAUUGGCAUGGUUGGGCCGGCGAGUGACAAUUAUGGGGUCUGGAGCUGAAGAUCGGGCUAUCGGACUCCAGCAUCUUGCACUGCGAAACCAAGGAGCAUCGUCAGGAACCUUCGUCCGAAAACUCCCGGGCGAGCAAUGGGAAUGAUAGCAUCCGCCCUCCCGACAUACCAUCGGUCAAAGCUUAAUUUAGAGAGGAAAUACCACGGAGACUCAGUGCGGGCCAAGUUCGAUGACCAGCACCCGCAUGAUCUCAAGAAGUGCAUUGCAGUGCCACGAAACAUACGGCCAAUAUGCUGAUUGCCAAUUUCACAACGACGCCAAGCCGCACGAUAUCACUCGCUGAAGGACUAAUCUGGAGUCAGAUUCAAUCAAUCAACUGCACUUGAGCAUCCUACACGUCGCACGAUCACCUUUCACAAAUUGCCUGGAUUCGAUCUGGAUCAGGAAUACGAGCAACGUCGAAAGAGAAUUGCAGUGGCACAAAACAAUUAUGCCUCAUCUCAUGCGGGGACAUCACUCAACAACUACUACAUCUCCGAGAAAGAUGCGCCUCCGAGCCAUGGCUAGUGCGGCUUAAGAGAAAAGCUCCCCACGCACGAAUCAAAAAUGACAAGAAAAGCAUGACUCGCAGUAUGCAAGCCAAGAUGUCAACACUUCGUACUCAUGGCUUCUGCAAGCGACGAACUUCGAGAAUAUUUGAAAAGGCAUUUCAAGCGAAAAUUUCCGGCUUUCGCCAGGAAAAUUGCAGCAUCUACAGCGACACCAAAAAGUCGGUGACUACCACCAGUGCGUAAUAACAAACAGCUUUGGCUAGCUAUUACUUCCAUCAAUCCGCGUCGAGCGCGUUCACGCAGACCCCAUCCCAUCAACGUUCCCUACGUCACCCCUCCCUCCC